UGCGAUGCUGUCGUGAAUAUUUUUUAACGAAACAUAAAUCCUCAUUAAAAACAAAACAAUUUUGACAGUUUUAAUAAUUUCUGUGUUUUCCGUCAAAAUUACAUUUGAUGAAAAUUCAUUGUAAUUUGUAGUAAUAACGUGAGAAAUGUAAGUGAAAGAAAUUGCAGUAAACAAUGAAGACAUUAAUCUGUUAAACGAACAUUAUUAAAUUGUUAUUUUAAUAAUGAUAUGUAAAAUAACGUAUAAAAAAUAAAAAUAACAAAAAACAAAUAGCUCUCGAAUUUUAUGAAUGAAACUCAACGCGAAAUUAAAGAUAUAAGAUGAACGGCUUCAACGCUACUCACGUCACGGAUAACGCUAAUUGUUCCAAACAAUUGAAAUUUGGCGUGGACCGUAUACUGUCCAACGAAAUUUGUGCAAAGAGGACAGAUUUUCUCAAACCAGUUUCGAUACUUUCUUCAAUUCGUUGUCCCUGCGUUGAAAGUUGCGAGCGAUGCGAAAGUGUUAGAGCUUGCAUCUCGUUUUCUCAUCCAUCGUUACCUGAAGCUAUUACAUCUGUAUCUUAUACUGGAAUCAUGGAGGGAACAUUAGGAACUGUAUAUCGGCCAGCACCGCUACGUCUUGUGCCAAGAACAUCUAUCUCAUCUCCUUCGACGAUAAGCACAUCGGAAACGAAUACACGAAGAAAAAGAUCGUGGUCCAGAGCCGUGUUUAGUUCACUACAAAGGAAAGGUUUAGAAAGAAGAUUCUCUUUGCAAAAAUACAUUACAAAACCGGACAGACGACAAUUGGCAGCGACUUUAGGUCUCACAGAUGCACAGGUCAAGGUUUGGUUUCAAAAUCGUCGAAUGAAAUGGCGACAUACUCGAGAAAGUGAAAAUACGAUGUUAGCAGGUCCAGACUCUACACAGAAGGACUUUCCGCAGAAAUUAAUUAAAUCGACUGCGAAUAUUACUCUAGAAAAUGACGAAGAGGAUGUAGAAAUUGACAUAGAUUUAUGAAAGUCUUAUUAAAUUCAAGUUUUUUAAUAACAUAAGUGAGAGAGAGAGAAAGAAUGUUUUUGUUAG
This is a messenger RNA of Pseudomyrmex gracilis, 1067 nucleotides long. RefSeq names its product H2.0-like homeobox protein. Gene Ontology annotation, biological process: regulation of DNA-templated transcription. The coding region runs from base 321 to 1001 and encodes 226 amino acids. Gene Ontology annotation, molecular function: sequence-specific DNA binding; DNA-binding transcription factor activity, RNA polymerase II-specific. NCBI's taxonomy places the organism in Eukaryota, Metazoa, Arthropoda, Insecta, Hymenoptera, Formicidae. The record is from RefSeq and is a predicted model, not a curated record. The transcript is spliced from 4 exons.